Messenger RNA from Ochotona princeps (American pika), 1382 nucleotides. RefSeq names its product vomeronasal type-1 receptor 1-like. Bases 245 to 1198 code for a protein of 317 amino acids. The transcript has a single exon. The record is from RefSeq and is a predicted model, not a curated record. Gene Ontology annotation, biological process: G protein-coupled receptor signaling pathway. NCBI's taxonomy places the organism in Eukaryota, Metazoa, Chordata, Mammalia, Lagomorpha, Ochotonidae. Gene Ontology annotation, cellular component: membrane. Gene Ontology annotation, molecular function: pheromone receptor activity.
UUGUAUGUACCUGGAGACAUUGUAUUUACAAAAUCUCUCAAAAUUACCUCAUUCACACACACAGCACACAAGACACAAAUACAAACCACACACAAUGCUCAUUCAUGCAACAAUAAACAACACACACAACGAAUGCACAACACAUGCCAAAAACACUGACUAAUACAACACAACACACACACAUAAAGACACGUGUCCAUAAUCUUUUCAGUCAAACACAGUCAGACUCCAGCGUCUGUUCCAAAUGGAUGGCGUUGUCAUUGUUAACUCGAACUGGGGACUCAUCUUCCUCACUCAAAUGAGCGUUGGAAUCCUUGGAAAUUCUUCGUUCUUCUGCCUCCGUGUAUUUUCCUCGCUGGCUGCACGGACCUUGAAGCCCAUGGACUUGGUUCUUUAUCAGCUGGUCUUAACUAACAACUUGUCCCUUUUGUGUAAAGGGCUGCCUCAGACGAUGGCCGCUUUGGGGUUGACGUCAUUCCUGGAUGACACUGGGUGUAAAUGUGUCUUCUAUGCAUACAGAGUGGCAAGAGGCACUUCUCUCAGCACCACCUGCUUCCUCAGCAGCUUUCAGGCCAUGAAAAUUUCCACCAGGGUCCCUGGGUGGCUGAAGGUGAGACUGAGAUCCCCAACAUUCACUGGUUUGGGCUGUGUCCUGUGCUGGGUCCUGCAGCUACUGUUAAACGUGAAUCUAAUCAUGAGAGUAAGUGGCCCAGGAAACAACAAAAACCUGAGUAAGGAGAACAUGUACAGAUACUGCUCCUCACCCACUGGAGGACACUUAUUAUUCCCUAUCAUUGCACUCAUUUACUCUCUCUCUGAUGGCCUGUGUUUGGGCCUCAUGACCUUGGCCAGUGGUUCCAUGGUCCUUGUGCUACACAGGCAUAAGCAGCGUGUCCAGUACCUCCAGCGCCACUGCCUGUCACCCAGGCCUUCCCACGAGGCCCGAGCUACAUGCACCAUCCUCCUCCUGGUGAGCCUGUUUGUCUCAUUUCAUUCUCUAUCUUCUGUUUUGUCACUGUGUAUAACCCAGACAUUGAAGCCCAGCCACUCUCUGCUGAGCGUCCCUGUACUGGUAUCUUCUGCCUUCCCUGCGUUCAGUCCUUAUGUGUUCAUUGUCAGGGACACUCACAUCUCACACGUCUUCUCUGUAUGCCAGAAAAGGAGACUGAGGGGCCAGCAUGAGAACUCAGUCGGCUAAUCCCUUUUCUCGCAGUUCAUGCAUCUCAUAUGGGUGCUGGCUCUUAUCUCAACUGCUUCACUUCUCAUCAGGUUCCCUGCUUGUGGCCUGGGAAAGCAUGCAAGGAUGGCCCAGAGUCUUGAAAUCCAGCCAUCACAUAGGUCAACUUUCAAAAGCUUCUGACUGCUGGUUUUGGAUUGGCUGG